This is a messenger RNA of Vigna angularis (adzuki bean), 1452 nucleotides long. RefSeq names its product multiple organellar RNA editing factor 9, chloroplastic. The transcript is spliced from 4 exons. The record is from RefSeq and is a predicted model, not a curated record. Gene Ontology annotation, biological process: chloroplast RNA modification; cytidine to uridine editing. Gene Ontology annotation, cellular component: chloroplast. The coding region runs from base 136 to 807 and encodes 223 amino acids. Lineage: Eukaryota; Viridiplantae; Streptophyta; Magnoliopsida; Fabales; Fabaceae.
UCUUAUUACGCUUACCACCAGUAGACUCACGACUCUCCUGCCGUAUCAAAUAAAAUAUCUCCACCAGCCUUAUCGUUUAUCUGCCAUCCAUCAAUUUGAGUCCAGUUUCUGCGUUUAGUCACCAACGAUCUUACAAUGGCGACGGUCACGUUUUCCUUUUCCGCUAAAACCCUAACACUACCCUAUCUACCCAAAACCCCAAUCUCCAACUUCUACCCGGUAACCAAUCUUCGCCUCCCUUCUUCUAUUGUGACCCAAACCCGAAAUGGUAACCGGAUUCGGGCGUCGCUGGAUGGGGAUUUCUCGGCGAAAAGGAGCAGCAGCAACAGCGACCAGAGAGAGACGAUAAUGUUACCCGGUUGUGAUUACAACCAUUGGCUGAUUGUGAUGGAGUUUCCUAAGGACCCUGCACCCACUCGUGAACAAAUGAUUGACACUUACCUCGACACUCUUGCUACUGUAUUGGGAAGCAUGGAGGAAGCAAAGAAGAACAUGUAUGCAUUUAGCACCACUACCUACACUGGAUUUCAGUGCACUGUUGAUGAAGCAACCUCGGAGAAAUUCAAGGGUUUACCCGGGGUUCUUUGGGUACUGCCCGACUCGUAUAUAGAUGUUAAAAACAAGGACUACGGAGGUGACAAGUACGUAAAUGGGGAGAUUAUUCCUUGCAAGUACCCUACCUACCAGCCAAAACGGAGCGCACCUAAGAACGAGAGUAGAAGGUACGAGAGACGGAGAGAUGGCCCUCCCCCUGAGCGCAGAAGGCCAAGACAAGAGGCUGCUGCCUCGGAUUCAUCCUCUACAUGAGGUAUCGGGAUGCAUUAUUUAUUCCAUUUAUUUUACUUUUUCCAUGAUUUUGGUCUCCCCUUGCCUAAUGUAUCUAAAAUUUGAUACCUGAACGGCUGAAUCAAGUACCACAGAUCCAUCUUCUUUUUAAACUCACGCUGAAUGUCAUGGAAGGGUCGUUAGCUUCCCCCUCCCCCAUGUAGGCAAAUUCAUUGAAUCUCGUCAGGCUCUGAAGAUACAUGAUAAUGCUAUUGCUGCGGUCUUGCAGGUUAUUUGUAGUUUUACUGAGAGAAACUAAUGCCAAACGAAAGCUGCUCCUUAUCACAGUUCUAUCAUGCUCAUGGUCACUUUAACAAAUAGAAGAUUGAGCUUGUGUUGGAUUCUCAUCAAGAUGCAUGCCAUGUUUCUUGCAAACUCAAACGGGUAUUUUCACGAUUCAUCUUGAGGAAUAUGUUCUUUUGGACUAUAUGAGUAUGACAUGUGAGACAAGUGCUAUAAUUGUUUAUCUGUGUAAUUUGGAGAGCUACUUAUCAUGAAACCAGUUUAUGUUUUAGUGAUAAUUUUUGUCUGCUAGUUUCAUGGCAAUUGCGAUAUUAACAGUUAAAGUUACUGAUAUGAACCGAUCAAGUUUAGAUAAUAUGCAUAUAUAGCCUUCUGUCCUUAUUU